Molecule: messenger RNA, 2429 nt
Organism: Balaenoptera ricei (Rice's whale)
Lineage: Eukaryota; Metazoa; Chordata; Mammalia; Artiodactyla; Balaenopteridae
Product: nucleus accumbens-associated protein 1-like
Exons: 1
Biological process (GO): regulation of transcription by RNA polymerase II
Molecular function (GO): RNA polymerase II cis-regulatory region sequence-specific DNA binding; protein binding; DNA-binding transcription factor activity, RNA polymerase II-specific
Source: RefSeq, a predicted model, not a curated record
CCCCAGCCGCCGCUGCGGAGCUCGCCGGGAGCCCCCGGAGCGCGGCCACGGCGCAGCCGCCGCCGCCAUGGCCCAGACCCUGCAGAUGGAGAUCCCGAACUUCGGCAACAGCAUUCUGGAGUGCCUCAACGAGCAGCGGCUGCAGGGCCUGUACUGUGAUGUCUCGGUGGUGGUCAAGGGCCAUGCCUUCAAGGCCCACCGGGCCGUGCUGGCCGCCAGCAGCUCCUACUUCCGGGACCUGUUCAACAGCAGCCGGAGUGCGGUGGUGGAGCUGCCGGCGGCUGUGCAGCCCCAGUCCUUCCAGCAGAUCCUCAGCUUCUGCUACACAGGCCGGCUGAGCAUGAACAUGGGCGACCAGUUCCUGCUCGUGUACACAGCGGGCUUCCUGCAGAUCCAGGAGAUCAUGGAGAAGGGCACAGAGUUCUUCCUCAAGGUGAGCUCCCCCAGCUGUGACUCCCAGGGCCUGCACGCCGAGGAGGCCCCCUCGUCCGAGCCCCAGAGCCCUGUGGCGCAGACGUCGAGCUGGCCGGCCUGCGGCACCCCACUGCCCCUCGUGUCUCGCGUCAAGACGGAGCAGCUGGAGUCGCACUCCGUGCAGUGCACGCCCGUGGCCAAGCGGCUGUGGGACAGCAGCCAGAAGGAGGCCGGCGGUGGCAGCAGUGGCAACGGCAGCCGCAAGAUGGCCAAGUUCUCCGCGCCGGACCUGGCCGCCCACCGGCCGCCCCAGCAGGCCCCGGUGGUGGCGGCGGCACAGCCCACCGGAGUGGCGGCGGGGCCCGGGGCCGGGCAGCCGGCGGGGGGCGUGGCGGCAGCGGCAGGCGGAGUGGUGAGUGGGCCCAGCACGUCGGAGCGGACCAGCCCGGGCACCUCAAGCGCUUACACCAGCGACAGCCCCGGCUCUUACCACGAGGAGGAGGAGGAGGAGGAGGACGCGGGCGAGGAGGGCACAGACGAGCAGUACCGGCAGAUCUGCAAUAUGUACACCAUGUACAGCAUGAUGAACGUCGGCCAGACCGCCGAGAAGGUGGAGGCCCUCCCUAAGCAGGUGGCCCCCGAGUCCCGGAAUCGCAUCUGAGUGCGGCAAGACCUGGCGUCUCUCCCUGCUGAGCUCAUCAACCAGAUCGGCAACCGCUGCCACCCCAAGCUCUACAAUGAGGGUGACCCCUCUGAGAAGCUGGAGCUGGUAACAGGCACCAACGUGUACAUCACCAGGGCGCAGCUCAUGAACUGCCACGUCAGUGCGGGCACGCGGCACAUGGUCCUGCUGCGGCGCCUCCUGGCCUCCUUCUUUGACCGGAACACGCUGGCCAACAGCUGUGGCACCGGCAUCCGCUCUUCCAGUAACAACCCCAGCCGCAAACCGCUGGAUAGUCGCGUCCUGCACGCUGUCAAGUACUACUGCCAGAACUUUGCUCCCAACUUCAAGGAGAGCGAGAUGAACGCCAUCGCAACCGACAUGUGCACCAAUGCCCGCCGCGUUGUGAGGAAGAGCUGGAUCCCUAAGGUCAAGCCGCUUAUGGCCGAGGGUGACGCCUACACCACCUUCGUCAGCUACACGGGCAAGAUAGAGCCGGACAUGAUGGGUGUGGAGCACGGCUUCGAGACGGCCAGCCAUGACGGCGAGGCCGGCCCCUCGGCCGAGGAGGCCCUCCAGUAACCCCCACCGGACCCUCCCGCGGGGCUGUCACACUCCCCCUCCUGUCACACCCGCCCGCCAUCUUGGUCACGAGCUACUGUCUGUCCUUCCCCAGGACCCGCGGGGGGGCACUGCAUGCUCCCGGCCCCUCUGCCUCCCCGUCCCACCCCCUGACCCCAAUCCGAUCGGGGAUCCGGGCUGGGAGAGGACGGCAGGGGGUGCGAGGUCUGCGUUGCCUUCUGUAGCACACACUCGUGCACAGUUGGGGGGCUCUUGCUCCCCCUCUCCUAACCCCUAGCAACUGUCUCCCCACUCACCAGGCCAGGCACAGGGAGGGCCUGGCCUGGGGGGCUUGGGAAGACCCCCUUCCCAGGCGCUGGACCACCUAGCCGGAGCAUUCCUCAGCCUCCGCCCACCACUGCAGCCCCUUGGGACUCACAGGGGCCCCGGGUUCUCAGGACCCCUCCCGCCACCACCUCCCAGUGCUUCCACGUUUCCAAAAGCGCCUUCCUGUCUCCCUCGUCUGUCCCUGCGCCUGGGGGCUGGGGUAGGCGAGGCCGUGAGGACUGCCCGUUUUACAGCUGAGGAAACUGAAGCUCAGAGAAACUCCAUGACCGACCUAAGGUGGCGGGCGGUGGCAGGCCCAGCGCCCUUCUCUUCCCCCACCUGUGCUCAGCCUCUCUUGCCGCCACCAGCCCCCUGGGGCCUGAGAGGGGCAGGUCCUGAGAGGGGGGCCCUUGGGGGCAGACCAAGGGUCUCUGAGGAUAGAAGAAGUUUCCGGGGCUCGCAGAAG